UGACUUUAAUGAAAGUGAGACUGGAUCAUGCAGUGCUUCAUCCAGGUGCAUCCUGACUUUCCUCCUCCUCCUCCUCCUCAGGUUUCUUCGGUCUUCUCCUUCAUCGCAUUCUUCUCGGAGAGCCAAUCAGAGCUCGCGUACCUGCAGGAAGUUUGCCCCGUUAUUCUCCUCCCUCACGAGUGACCUCCCGCUUUCGCUCAUCGCAGACUGCAUGGAAGCAGAAGUCCACGAGCUGACAUCAGAAGUCCUCCAGCCAUGCAGUUCCAGCACUCGCACGCGGCUCUUUACGCGCCGACGCCCGCGCCGCCCGCUCACCCGACGCCCUUCUACAUCGAGGACAUUCUGGGCAGGAACGCGUCCGCGUCCGGUCCGGUGGCGCCCACGCUGACCCUGCCGUCUCCGAACUCGUCCUUCACCAGCCUGAUCCCGUCUUACCGGACCCCGAUCUACGAGCCCACGCCGAUCCACCCGGUUCUGACCCAGCACGCGCUCGCGGCCACCUACGCGUCCAUCUACCCGUUCCAGCGAGACUUCACGCACGCGCUGAUCCGCCACGACCCGCUGGGUAAGCCUCUGCUGUGGACGCCGUUCCUCCAGCGGCCGCUGCACAAGAGGAAAGGCGGACAGGUUCGCUUCUCCAACGACCAGACCCUCGAGCUGGAGAAGAAGUUCGAGACGCAGAAGUAUCUGUCUCCUCCCGAGAGAAAGAGACUCGCCAAGAUGCUGCAGCUCAGCGAGAGACAGGUGAAAACGUGGUUCCAGAACCGUCGGGCGAAAUGGAGGCGACUGAAACAGGUGAGAAUUCUCACUUCUGCUCUUAACACGCUUUUUUUAUUAUUGUAAUAACUAUACUAAAUCCUAUGCGUUAUCAUAAUAAUCCUAAAUAAUAACCAGACCUUUACAGCAAACAAAAACACAACUAAAACAACC
Messenger RNA from Sinocyclocheilus grahami, 930 nucleotides. RefSeq names its product hematopoietically-expressed homeobox protein hhex-like. Gene Ontology annotation, molecular function: RNA polymerase II cis-regulatory region sequence-specific DNA binding; DNA-binding transcription factor activity, RNA polymerase II-specific. Bases 256 to 843 code for a protein of 195 amino acids. The transcript is spliced from 3 exons. The record is from RefSeq and is a predicted model, not a curated record. Gene Ontology annotation, biological process: regulation of transcription by RNA polymerase II; cell differentiation. Lineage: Eukaryota; Metazoa; Chordata; Actinopteri; Cypriniformes; Cyprinidae.